AUGUUUAUCACAGCACAAUUUCAUAAUAAGACAGCGUAUUUUCCAAAUACCAUCAUUAUCAGCAAACUUCUGCAGGGUAACAUCUUCUUAUCUGGGAGCCUUAGCCCUGGGACUCCAAGGCAUUUCCACUUGGUGAUCAGCAGUGAACACAGAGGACUCACCAUUGAGUUUGGGCUGAGCUGGGUUUUCCUUUUUGCUGUUUUAGAAAGUGUCCAGGUUGAGGUGCAACUGAUCGAGUCUGGGGGAGGCUUGGUACAGCCUGGGGAGUCCCUGAAACUCUCCUGUGAGGCAUCUGGAUUCACCUUUAGUAACUCUACCAUGGAUUGGGUCCACCAGGCUCCAGGGAAGGGGCUGGAGUGGGUUUCAGUUAUUAGCAGUGGUAGCACCAUACACUACGCAGACUCGAAGGGCCGAUUCACCAUCUCCAGAGACAACGCCAAGAACUCACUGUAUCUGCAAAUGAACAGCCUGAGAGCCGAGGACACGGCUGUGUAUUACUGUAGCAAGGAC
Molecule: messenger RNA, 510 nt
Organism: Nomascus leucogenys (northern white-cheeked gibbon)
Lineage: Eukaryota; Metazoa; Chordata; Mammalia; Primates; Hylobatidae
Product: immunoglobulin heavy variable 3-48
Biological process (GO): complement activation, classical pathway; phagocytosis, recognition; B cell receptor signaling pathway
Cellular component (GO): external side of plasma membrane; blood microparticle; immunoglobulin complex, circulating
Molecular function (GO): antigen binding; immunoglobulin receptor binding
Source: RefSeq, a predicted model, not a curated record